AGUCCCACAAAGAUGACAGGAUGGAUCUUGGAGACAGAUGACUGAUUGUGGAGCAAUCAGGUGGAAUUUUUGAAGUCACAAUGAUGUAAUUCACCUGAAUAUCAUCUUGUGUGGACAACAUAAGCUUACAGCCUGCAGGAAAAGGUUUCUAUCACCACUACAGCUAUUUGGCCUUCUGGUGGUUAACCUUGCUGAUGAGAUCCAGUGCCAGUCCUAACACUGAAUCCAGGGUUUAAAUUAUGGGAAGCAUGGAAAUAAAUGGCUGGAAGAUGACGGUGGUGUAAGACAUUCUCCUAUGAGGGCUCAUUCUUCUAUCUUUUUUACCCACUACAAAUACUGAAACAACAACACUUGGCAAAUUAGUCUGAGUACUAAGAUCAACUUCCAGUGUGUGCAGACUGUGAAAAAAUAUUCUUGCCAGAUGUCCCAUCCAUGAAUACGGCUAUAAAAGGAAACAAUCAAUUGAAAAGAAGUUUAUCCAAGAUAAGACAUCAAAACAUUCCAAAAUUUUCAUCCUGUGGAUCCAUAAGUAAUCCAUUAAGCAUAACUCCAUACGCAUUAACAAGGCUAACAUCUAGAACAAUUCAUGUGUAAGCUCAAAUCAGAUAGUUAUCAUCCACUGGACAGUCAUUUGUUUAAGAUAUUGGGUAUCUACAGAAAAUCUGAUGUCUAGUUUUCAAAAACCAAAGGAACAAUUGUACAAUUGAAAAGGAAACACCUCCCAAAGCAGCAGCUCAAUAACUUAAGUUUAAAAGAUUUGAAAAAGUUAGCUAUGGCAAAAUUCUUGAGAGUGUGCUACAUCUGCGGUAAGCAAUUUGGAUUACAUUCAAUCAUCAUACAUGAGCCUCAGUGUCUGGAGAAAUGGCGGACCGAGAAUGAGAAAUUACCAAAACACCAAAGAAGACCAGAACCAAGAAAGCCAGAGGCUAUUAAAACUGAUGGUUCACAUGAUGCUGCUGCUACCAAUGCAGCAGCGUUCGCAAGUGCAAAUGCUCAGUUAAUUCCCUGUGAAAACUGUGGUCGAUCAUUCCUACCUGAUCGACUUUCUGUGCACCAAAGAAGCUGCAAACCAAAGGAUGGAGGCUUAUCAUCCAGAACACCUGAGUCAAGUACAGGUUACAGUUCUCCACCAGCAAUUAGACGCCCACGAACAGUUGUCUGCUAUCUUUGCGGCCGAGAGUAUGGAACCACAUCUAUAAGUAUUCAUGAACCACAGUGUUUGAAAAAAUGGCAUAUUGAAAAUGAUAAGCUUCCAAGGCAUCUCAGGAGGCCUGAACCCAAGAAACCUGAAGUCAUAUCUAGCACAGGUAAAGGUGCUUACGAUAUAGAUGCUUUAAAUGAAGCAGCUUGGAGAAGUUCCCAAGAACAACUGGUGCCUUGUGGCAUCUGUGGGCGAACCUUCCUCCCAGAUAGACUGAUUGUGCACCAGCGUUCAUGUAAACCAAAGUAACCAACCUGAUGAACAAAGCCAAACUGUCAUGGAAUAGCACUUGACUGUAAAGAAUAGUUCAUUAACUCCAGUAAAAUAAAAUAAUGCAAUAAAAUAAAAAAUAACUCAUUUAUUUUGUGGCAGUUUUGCACUAAUUAUGAGCUGCGUCACUACCUGCUGUAAAUUUAUUGGAAUAACACAAUUUUAAAAUUAAACCCACUACACUUGCUUCAAGAUUGGGGCAGAAAUUCCACAGCUCUUCCAGUACACACCUUUGCCUGUUUGCCUGUUCCAAACAAGGAACACUUCCUAAACACCUCUACCUUCCUAACUCUCUCAGUUCUUUCAAAAGUCUCAUCAAAAUCUAUCUUUUUGGUUAAGCUUUUGCCAUCUUCUUUAAUUCUCCUCACAUGAGUGCUGAUUGUCCAGUUAUUUUUACCUUUGUGAAGUACAAGUUUUCACCAGUGAAGAAAAACAAACAAUUGAGUCAAUGUUUUGAAUGCAAAUUAUCAGGAAGAUUUUAAUUUUUUUGGUUCUACAUUAAUCCCAUGUGCAUGUCCCAAUAAGUUAUUUCACUUUCACACUUGUUGGGGGCACUUAUUGGGAAUUCAGGUACGUGUUCACCUUAACUUUCCACAGGAACCAGAAGGUAAUAUAUGAAUUAAUGUGCAUUCUUGUUUAUCCAUGUGAAAAUUAUGAUGGCAGCAUGAACAUAUAUGUUAUUUUAAAUAAGUAGUUGUAACAUUAAGAACCUGAUCAGUUUGGGGUACAACUUCUGUGGAUUUCACUCGAUAUCC
This is a messenger RNA of Carcharodon carcharias (great white shark), 2226 nucleotides long. Its product is annotated as zinc finger protein 474-like. Lineage: Eukaryota; Metazoa; Chordata; Chondrichthyes; Lamniformes; Lamnidae. The coding region runs from base 773 to 1450 and encodes 225 amino acids. The transcript has 7 exons. The record is from RefSeq and is a predicted model, not a curated record.